Andrographis paniculata is the source of this 2406-nucleotide messenger RNA. Its product is annotated as rhamnogalacturonan I rhamnosyltransferase 1-like. Lineage: Eukaryota; Viridiplantae; Streptophyta; Magnoliopsida; Lamiales; Acanthaceae. Bases 557 to 2125 code for a protein of 522 amino acids. The record is from RefSeq and is a predicted model, not a curated record. The transcript has 8 exons. Gene Ontology annotation, cellular component: cytoplasm.
GCGAUGAUGAUAUGCUCAAGGAACAACAUUGUUCAUCCUCCUUCCUUCCUUGAUUCCCACCGCAAUCACCCACUCCUGCCGCCGAUCCCCACUCGCCGGACCCGACCGCCGCGAUUUCCCUGCCAAUCAUCCACCUUUCCCGGAGUUUCGAGGGGAUCUCGCCGUCGUUGCGGGGAAGCUGGAUCUCAGCGGGUUAUGCUGUUUCGAUUUGGUUACUCAAAUGCUUUCCAAGUUUUCCGCCUAGGAUCGGCCGAGAUCGAGCGACAUUUGUCCGCAUCAAUGCGCCUCUGAUUUAAGGCAAUUUUCGCGAGGGUUUGGGGGUUUGGGGAAUGAAUCUGGGGCUUGAACUUGAAGUCGAAUCCCCCAACAAAUUUUUGUCUGUAUUCGCAAUUCAUUUCCCCUGCGCACAAUCCGUUGGUUGCAGUUGCGCAUUUGGAUUCCCGAAGCUCGUCGUCUUCCUAGAAGCAUUUAAUUCGGAGUUCGGGAGAUCGUUUCGGAACGACGUCGUCUCGGCGGGGAGCAGUUAAUUGCGAGUGUGUAUGGGCGUUCUGCUGAAAUGUGCACCAUAAAAGGCUGCGAGGAGACGAACCGGAGGCGGAAGUGGGGGAUAAUGGGGCUCAAAACUGCGUCGUUCGGCGGAUACAAAUUGGAGAAGCUGAGGAACGGCGGAAUGGUGUCGAGAUCGAGGAUGAAGCUCUGGAUAAUUAGGGCAACCACUUCGAUUUUGCUCUGGACUUGCAUCGUUCAAUUGACAGCAUUGAGCGAGACUUGGGGGCCGAGAGUGUUGAAAGGCUGGCCGUCGUGCUUCUCCCAGGAGUCCGCCGCGUCCGCCGCCGUCGCGUUGGAACAAUCCUCGCCGGAGCUCCAUGUUAGGGUUCUUCCGCCCAAAAGGGUUUACAAGAACAACGGGUAUCUGAUGGUUUCGUGCAAUGGAGGGCUUAAUCAAAUGCGAGCUGCGAUAUGCGACAUGGUUGCGAUUGCAAGAUACUUGAACGUCACAUUGGUAGUUCCCGAACUUGACAAGACUUCCUUCUGGAAUGAUCCUAGCGAGUUCCAGGAUAUAUUCGACGUCGAUCAUUUUAUCACGUCGCUGAGAGACGAAGUUCGGAUACUCAAGGAGCUUCCUCCAAGGGUAAAGACGAGAGUUGAGCUCGGAAUGUUCUACACGAUGGCUCCCGUCAGCUGGUCCGACAUCUCCUACUAUCACAAUCAGAUUCUCCCCCUGAUUCAGAAGUAUAAAGUCGUCCAAUUGAACCGAACCGAUACUCGGCUCGCCAACAACGACCAACCCCUCGACAUUCAGCGGCUUCGUUGCCGCGUAAACUUCAGCGCAUUGAAAUUCACUCCUCAAAUCGAAGAAUUGGGUAAAAAAGUGAUCGAAAUCUUGCGGCAACGAGGGCCUUUUCUUGUGCUCCAUCUCCGAUACGAAAUGGACAUGUUAGCGUUUUCCGGGUGUACUCAAGGCUGCAAUAAAGACGAGGUCGAUGAAUUGACACGAAUGAGAUAUGCAUACCCGUGGUGGAAGGAGAAGAUCAUCGAUUCGGAUAUGAAACGACGGGAAGGCCUCUGCCCUCUUACGCCCGAAGAAACUGCGCUCGUUUUGCGGGCGUUCGAUAUCGACCGAACCAUCCAAAUCUACAUUGCUGCCGGAGAAAUUUACGGCGGACAGAGAAGAUUGUCGAGUCUUACGGCGUCGUACCCAAAUUUGGUGAGGAAGGAGACGCUAUUGGACCCAUCCGACCUUCGAUUUUUCCAAAACCACUCGUCCCAAAUGGCGGCUCUCGAUUAUCUCGUUUCGCUCGAGAGCGAUAUCUUCGUUCCGACGUAUGACGGGAACAUGGCUAAAGUCGUUGAAGGGCAUCGCAGAUAUCUUGGAUACAAGAAAACGAUUCUUCUCGAUCGAAAGCUACUCGUCGAUCUAAUCGACAAGUAUAACUCGCAAUCUCUAUCGUGGGACGAGUUCUCUGCCGCGGUUAAAGACUCGCAUGCGAACCGUAUGGGAAAAUCGACGAAACGAUUAACGAUCCCCGACAGACCUAAAGAAGAGGAUUACUUUUACGCCAACCCCCGCGAGUGUUUGCCGACGCUAAACGAACUUGACCCGAUGCCAAUAAGUUCGAUUUGAUGCAGGUUUGGUAAACACUUAAAAUUUUUAGUUUUCAAGAUGGGUUUCGAGCCGUCAUCAACGAUCGAAACUUGGAGUUGGAGACGGCGUUUUCAGCUCACGAUACGCGACUCGACUCGACUCGACUCGAACAACAUCUGCGGCGGCGCAAGAGAGAUUUUCGGUACGUCGAAAAUGUAACUUGUUUAUUAUGAUUACUGUUAUUACAUUGUUCUUUGUUUCUUUGAUGAUCUGAGGAAAUAAUUCAAUUAUGUGUAUAGAAUCGACGACUAUUACUAUUA